UUCAACAAGCGGUCGUUGCCGUGGGUGAUCCUUGAAUUUGCGCCCGAAGGGAUCCCCUCAGUCUGACUAGGUCUGUGUCGACGUGAACUCCUUUCGCUGCUGCUAGUUUUGUCCAAAGAAAUGCCAACGUUCAGAAAACCGAGCAAAAAGGCGAAUAGUUAUGAGAUUUUAAAUAACAACGUAGACUAUGGCUCCCGGACGAUCGAUCGUAUGCCCAGGGCCUACUGCGAUCGAGCCAGUCCCUAUCGGGGACGGGUGGAGUUUGGCGAGAAAACACGGCGGGCAUGCGGAAGUGUGAUGUCGUUUUAUCUGUGCGCGUGUAAAGCGAUUUUCGUGGGCGAUGUCGCGACGGGCAAGAGCUCGCUGGUAAAUCGAUUUUGCCAUGAAAUUUUCGAUGGAGACUACCGCGGUACGAUCGGGGUGGAUUUCGAGGUGGAGAAAUUUCACGUGUUGAGCCAUGCGUACAGUUUGCAGAUAUGGGAUACAGCAGGCCACGAGAGAUUCAAAUGCAUUUCCCAGGCUUACUAUCGGAAUGCGAACGUCAUCGUGGUUGUGUUCGACCUGACGCGAGCUGAAUCGUUGAUGAAUGCCCGGAGGUGGUUGGACGAUGCUAUGAAGCUGAAUCAUCUGGGAGCUUUGAAGUUCUUAGUUGGGACUAAGAAGGACCUGUUGGUACGAUCAACGAUCCCUGAUUGGUUCGACGACCACUCCUUGCUGGCCGUGGAAAGGGAAGCAGAAACUAUGGCAAAUGACCUGCAGGCCGAAUACUGGUCCGUGUCCGCCCAAACGGGGGAAAAUGUUACCCAAUUGUUCCAAAGACUCACUGCCUUGGCGUUCGAUUCGGCCGUCCAGCGAUUGAUGGAUCCCAACAAUCCGGUCGUACACCCCAGCGGAAAUAGUCUGCUAAACCUCUACUUCCUCAAAAAGGACGAAAAAGACAAAAAGCUGAAAAAGUGUUCCUUCUGUAAAAUAAAUUAAUUUAUUCAUCCAAGU
This is a messenger RNA of Ochlerotatus camptorhynchus, 993 nucleotides long. Its product is annotated as ras-related protein Rab-36-like. Lineage: Eukaryota; Metazoa; Arthropoda; Insecta; Diptera; Culicidae. The record is from RefSeq and is a predicted model, not a curated record. Gene Ontology annotation, biological process: vesicle-mediated transport. The transcript has 4 exons. Gene Ontology annotation, molecular function: GTPase activity; GTP binding. The coding region runs from base 121 to 978 and encodes 285 amino acids.